AAAAAAAAAAUCAAGGCCAAAACGAAGUUCUGCCUCUAUUCCGUCUUCUAACGACAGAACGCGCAGCUCUAUACCAUUGCUUCAAAACGACCUCUCUCUCUCUCUCUCUCUAAAAAAAUUUCCAGCUCAUCAAAAAGUAUGUAUGUUUCAUCCUGAGCUGGUCCACAUGAUUUUCUGAGGUUUAUCCACAGCCAUUGAAGCCGGAGAUUUUCCGACCAUGACCUCCAUCACUUCCGUCGAAUUGAACUACCUCGUCUUUCGUUACCUUCAAGAGUCAGGUUUCACCCAUUCAGCUUUUGCAUUAGGAUAUGAAGCCAGCAUCAAUAAAUGUCCCAUUGAUGGCAAUUUGGUUCCACCUGGUGCACUUAUUACAUUUGUGCAGAAAGGGCUUCAAUAUUUGGAGAUGGAAGCAAACUUGAGUAAUAAUGACACAGAUUUGGAUGAAGAUUUCUCAUUCUUACAACCCCUAGAUCUCAUUACCAAGGAUGUAUCUCAACUAAGGCAAAUGAUAAGAGAAAAACGGAGAAUUUUGCAGAAGGACAGAGAUAAAGAUAAAGACAAGGAGAUUGACAAGGAACAGGAAGGAGAACGUGGACAGGUUAGAGAGAAGGCAAGGCAUGAAAGGGAGAAAGAACGUGAAAAGGACAAAGAGAGGAUAGAAAAUGAUAAAGAGCGAGAAAAGCAGCAUGGGGAACUUAAUGACAGAGAUAUGGUAUCAGAUCAAGAAGAUAAGGUGAUUGUUAAGCAGGAAGAAAAUGGAGUAACUGGCGUUAGAGUUGAAGGACCAGAACCAAUGGAUAUCGCUAUGACUUCAACACCCCAAGCAUGUGAAAUCCCUCUUUCUGAAGUGACAAUUUUGGAAGGACAUACUUCUGAGGUUUGUGCUUGUGCAUGGAGUCCAACAGGUUCUCUUCUUGCAUCGGGGUCUGGAGAUUCAACAGCUCGUAUUUGGACCAUAGCAGAUGGAAGAUCUAGUCUGCAAAACAGUCCAGUUAACGUUUUGGUGCUGAAGCAUGUGAAGGGUAGGACAAAUGAGAAGAGUAAAGAUGUCACAACACUUGAUUGGAAUGGUGAGGGAACGCUGCUUGCAACAGGUUCAUAUGAUGGGCAAGCUAGAAUUUGGAAUACAAAUGGUGAACUAAGGAGUACUUUGAGCAAACAUAAAGGUCCUAUAUUUUCUCUGAAGUGGAACAAAAAGGGUGAUUAUCUUCUUACUGGAAGCUGUGAUAAAACUGCAAUUGUGUGGGAUGUGAAAUCUGAGGAAUGGAAACAGCAGUUUGAAUUCCAUUCAGGUCCAACACUUGAUGUGGAUUGGCGAACGAAUGUUUCAUUUGCAACAAGCUCCACAGACACUAUGAUAUAUGUCUGCAAGAUUGGCGAAUCUCGCCCUCUCAAAACUUUUGCAGGGCAUCAGGGGGAAGUUAAUUGUGUCAAAUGGGAUCCAACUGGUUCAUUACUAGCUUCAUGUUCGGAUGAUAUUACUGCAAAGAUAUGGAGUAUUAAGCAGGACAGAUAUGUUCAUGAUUUAAGAGAUCAUUCGAAGGAAAUAUAUACUAUCCGAUGGAGUCCCACAGGGCCAGGCACAAACAAUCCUAACCACAAGUUAGUGCUUGCAAGUGCAUCAUUUGACUCGACUGUGAAGUUGUGGGAUGUGGAACUUGGGAAACUUCUCUACAGCUUGAAUGGACACAGGGAUCCUGUAUAUUCUGUUGCCUUUAGCCCGAAUGGAGAAUAUUUGGCCAGUGGAUCUCUUGAUAAAUCCAUGCACAUCUGGUCACUGAAGGAAGGCAAAAUCGUGAAGACAUACACUGGCAACGGUGGCAUAUUUGAAGUAUGUUGGAACAAGGAAGGUGACAAAAUCGCUGCUUGCUUUGCCAACAAUACAGUUUGUGUUUUGGACUUCAGAAUGUAAUUUUGAAAGGUGCCCCAUUGAACAUGGCUGGAAUGUAGCUGUGUUUCAAUGUUUAGCAGUAGAUGAGAUGUGGGAAAAAAAAAAAAUGUUUAUUUUAGGUGGGUAGGCUGCUUUUUAACCAUAGGUUGCAGAAUACUGAUUGUGAUUGCUGUUUUCAAGUUAAGAGUUCCUCGCUUAAUUGUCAACGAGGCAUUGGACUUAUGUACAGAAUUGUUUAAUUUUAUGACAUCUAAUUGCCCAUUGCUAGCC
Messenger RNA from Ziziphus jujuba (common jujube), 2161 nucleotides. RefSeq names its product WD40 repeat-containing protein HOS15. The record is from RefSeq and is a predicted model, not a curated record. Gene Ontology annotation, biological process: regulation of transcription by RNA polymerase II. Gene Ontology annotation, molecular function: protein binding; transcription corepressor activity. The transcript is spliced from 14 exons. NCBI's taxonomy places the organism in Eukaryota, Viridiplantae, Streptophyta, Magnoliopsida, Rosales, Rhamnaceae. Gene Ontology annotation, cellular component: histone deacetylase complex. The coding region runs from base 218 to 1912 and encodes 564 amino acids.